This is a messenger RNA of Monascus purpureus, 1701 nucleotides long. Lineage: Eukaryota; Fungi; Ascomycota; Eurotiomycetes; Eurotiales; Aspergillaceae. The record is from the annotation of a GenBank genome assembly.
AUGCUCCUCAAACCCGCGACCCCCCUCACCAUCCUUCUCCUGGCUGCCUUCGCCUUGCUGCUUAUCUCCGUCAUUUCCACCCCUAUUGUACGAGGCAUUCCGCUGGCUGCCUACAAGAAUUUCGAUUAUGGAGUCUUUGGCUAUUGCAAGGGAAACCAAUGCACCAAUGCCCACGUUGGAUACAGUACCAGUGAUCUGGCAUCCACCAGUGGCACCGAUGACUUUGAUCUCCCCUCGAAUGCUCGAAAGUCGCUUUCGUCCAUCUUGAUCGUGCAUCCCGUCGCGGCCUUUCUCACCUUUGUCUGCCUCUGUAUGGCCGCAGCCGCCCAUUUUCACGCCCCAUCGCAUUCGCCCCGUUUUCUCCUGGCGCUUCUUAUCCUGCUCCUUCCCACACUCCUGGUAACUUUACUGGCGUUCCUGGUUGACAUCCUGCUGUUCGUACCGCAUCUGAGAUGGGGUGGGUGGAUCGUCCUUGCCGCCACCAUCAUCCUCGUGACAUGUGGCGUGUUAACCUGUGCUAUGCGUCGCACCCUGGUCAGUCGCAAGGCCAGGAAGAGGCGCAUCGCUGAGAAUGCGGAAAUGAGUGGUGAGAACUACUACAAUCGACAGCAUGCCGCCGCUGCCGCCGCCGGUUUGACGACGGACAAGCCCGGAGGACCCAUGUCCACAGACGUCAAGGAGAGCUUUAUUACCACUUCUACUGCCGAAUCCCUUCGUCCAUCCACUCGCGGGAGCGAUGAUGAGCGUACUCCUCUCAAUACCCGUACCACUCCUCCAGGUGACGCUCCCGAUGUACCUCCCCUCCCCGGCCCUCGGUUUGCUCCCAAUGGUUCUCCAACUGGACAACGCUAUAAUGGAUCGGGAGACCAGGCCGCUAAUCCUACCAUUCCACCCGUUGCAUAUGGCCCCCCACCGGGAAUGCGACAAAUGCGUCCCGAUCAACGCCCGCAAAACCAUCGAGGUGCACCGUUAGGGCCCGGUCCUCGUGGCCGAGGAGGUUAUCCCGUCAGAGGUGGCUAUCCCCCCCGAGGUGGGUUUCCCUACAGAGGUGGUUAUGGACGAGGAGGCCCCUACGGAGGGCCCAGAGGCCCACCUCCAAAUGGCAGACCCAUGCGAGGGGGUCCGAUGCGAGGGUCGCGAAGACCACCACCGCCGCCCCUCGGCUACCCUCAAGGCCCUGGUGGUCUAGACCGUAGCGUCGAUUCCUACGAUUCCGGAUCAUUACCACCGGAGCAUGGGCAUAACCCCCACGGUCCGUCGUCGUCUGCCUUCCCAACACAGCAUCCUCCGGAUUCGCCGAUCGGAAUGGCCGUGCUACCUGAUGAAGGACCCAUUGGUCAAGCCAUUGAAAUGACACCGCAGACGAGAGAACCCGCCCCCUCGCGUAGUCUGUCUGUGAACGAGCGCCCGUUAUCCCCUGAGAGCCCAUCGAGCCUGUACAGUCGGUCAGAGGCUUAUAUUCCACCGCGAGAUGGCUGGCGGCGAGAUACGCCUUCUAUUGCUGAAAGUGAACCAUUGCAGAUGAACUUUGGACCACCUCAGCGCACGGGUUCUAAACCGAACACCAACUAUUAUGAGGAUUUAGACCCUCGUUUCAUGGACAGGCAGGAACAAGGGCCCAGUUCUCCAUUGCCAUCCGCACUUGUCCCUGGUUCAUCUGCAAAACCAGUCACUUCACCUCCAUAUCCGAAUGCGCUAUGA